AAUCAAUGAACGGAUUAACCAGACAAUGCAAAGCUUAUGAAAGCUUCCUUCUUUUUCUUCCUUUGCUUUAAUUAGCUUUGUUUAUACAUAGAGAGAGUGAGCUUGACGUGAAUCGCUUUUACUUCUUCCAUUGGUCCCCUUCUCUUCCCUAAAUAUAAAACCCAUCUCAGCUUCCAUUUUCUUCAUGUACUCCCAUUUCAAUGGCGAAAUCAGGGAGUUCUCUGGUUUUUCUCUUCUUCUUCUUCUUCGCUUCUCCAUUGGUAUGCUGUAGGAGCAUACCACAUAGCUCAAGGACCACAGUACUUCAUGUCGCUUCUUCCAUUCAGAACACCCAGAAAUUUUUCUCCAAUACCCCACGAGCUUCGCUGAACCAGCAGCAACUGAGGUCUUCUCCUUCGUCUUCCCUCACUCUGCAACUUCAUUCUCGAGCUUCACUUCAUAAACUUUCGCAUGGGGAUUACAAAUCUCUCACUCUAGCUCGACUCGAGCGCGAUUCAGCCAGAGUCAGAUCGUUAAUAACCCGGUUAGAUCUGGCCUUGAAACGCGUUACUCCGUCAGAUCUUCACCCUGCUGGUAGCGACAAGUUCAAAUUUGGAGUAGAGGAAAUGCAAAGUCCCAUUAUCUCUGGAACGAGUCAAGGAAGCGGCGAGUACUUCACCCGAGUCGGAAUCGGCAAACCACCGAGUCAAGCAUACAUGGUGCUCGACACCGGCAGCGACGUCAGCUGGAUUCAGUGCGCGCCGUGCGCCGAUUGCUAUCAACAAGUCGACCCUAUCUUCAACCCGGCUUCAUCGGCUUCCUACUCAACGCUCUCCUGUGAGAGCCCUCGAUGCAAAUCGCUGGAUUUAUCAGAAUGCCGCAAUAAUACUUGCCUCUACGAGGUUUCCUACGGCGACGGAUCCUACACCGUCGGCGACUUCGUGACGGAGACUAUAACCAUCGGCUCUGCAUUGGUUAGAGACAUUGCCAUUGGCUGCGGCCAUAAUAACGAGGGCUUGUUUGUCGGCGCUGCCGGCUUGCUCGGUCUCGGUGGCGGCUCGCUGUCUUUCCCGUCUCAGCUCAAUGCAACGUACUUCUCUUACUGCCUCGUAGACCGCGACUCGGAUUCGGCUUCCACUCUCGAGUUUGACUCGCCGUUGCCUCCUAACGCCGUUACGGCUCCAAUGCACCGUAACAGGGAACUCGACACUUUCUACUAUCUCGGUCUAACUGGAAUCAGCGUCGGAGGUGAGAUGCUUCAGAUUCCCGAGUCGAGCUUUCUGGUAGACGCCACCGGGAAUGGCGGCAUCAUCGUAGAUUCCGGCACGGCGGUGACGCGGUUGCAGACUGACGUGUACAAGUCGCUCCGGGACGCGUUCGUGAAGGGGACGCGCGGAUUGCCGCCAGCGAAGGGCGUGGCGCUGUUUGACACGUGUUACGACCUGUCUUCCAAGACCAGCGUGGAGGUCCCGACGGUGUCGUUUCACUUCCCGGAGGGGAAGGAGUUACCGUUACCGGCUAAGAACUACCUGAUACCGGUUGACUCAAACGGCACGUUUUGCUUGGCGUUCGCGCCUACUACUUCGGCGCUAUCAAUCAUAGGCAACGUUCAACAGCAAGGGACACGUGUCGGUUUCGACCUCAAGAACUCCUUCGUUGGAUUCUCUGCCAACAGCUGCUAGUAAGGGGCUUUUUGUUUUGGCCGAUAACAGUGACAUUUAACCUCCGGUUACUGUUUUACGCCCUUAAAAGUGGAGCUUUCUCUGUUUGCGUGAGUGUGGGUGGGUCCCAUUGGGAUAAGGUUGUAAUGCGGUGGGACCCGCUGAAUGGCUUGACGUUUGUUGACUUGAGAUUUGAUAUAACCAUAACAGCAAUUGUAAGAA
This is a messenger RNA of Prosopis cineraria, 1862 nucleotides long. Its product is annotated as protein ASPARTIC PROTEASE IN GUARD CELL 1-like. Gene Ontology annotation, biological process: proteolysis. Gene Ontology annotation, molecular function: aspartic-type endopeptidase activity. The record is from RefSeq and is a predicted model, not a curated record. NCBI's taxonomy places the organism in Eukaryota, Viridiplantae, Streptophyta, Magnoliopsida, Fabales, Fabaceae. Bases 201 to 1661 code for a protein of 486 amino acids. The transcript has a single exon.